UAUAAUCUACAAUAGCAGCCAUUUUGAUCGUUGUCUGUGGCUUCCAAUAAACUCCAUUGACGUAUAAAAAACGACGCCGGCUUGGCGGUCUUUUGCUUUUAGUAAAUUAUUGUUUCAAAUCAAAUUAUAACACGUAAAGAUGGCUUACAAGGGCCCACCAAAAGUGCAAAAGGUGAUGGUACAGCCCAUCAACCUUAUAUUUAGAUAUUUACAAAACAGAAGCCGCGUACAAAUCUGGUUAUACGAGAACUUGAAUUUGAGGAUCGAAGGCCACAUCGUGGGAUUCGACGAAUAUAUGAAUAUUGUAUUGGAUGAAGCUGAGGAAGUGCACACGAAAACGAAAAAUCGGAAGCAAAUCGGUCGUAUAAUGAUGAAAGGCGACAACAUAACGUUGAUUCAAAAUGUCAAUCCGAACGCUACAGUAUAAGCUAGGGGUUAUGAGAAGCAAAUGGACAAUUCUAGCUGAUAAGUGUGAUGGUUACUGUCUGUGAAAUGUGAAAGUGUUUUAUAGAUUUCCACACAUACUUUUUUUCAUUAAAUUUAAGAUACAAA
This is a messenger RNA of Melitaea cinxia (Glanville fritillary), 552 nucleotides long. RefSeq names its product probable small nuclear ribonucleoprotein E (gene SmE). Bases 140 to 427 code for a protein of 95 amino acids. The record is from RefSeq and is a predicted model, not a curated record. The transcript has a single exon. Gene Ontology annotation, cellular component: U1 snRNP; U5 snRNP; U4 snRNP. Gene Ontology annotation, biological process: spliceosomal snRNP assembly; mRNA splicing, via spliceosome. NCBI's taxonomy places the organism in Eukaryota, Metazoa, Arthropoda, Insecta, Lepidoptera, Nymphalidae. Gene Ontology annotation, molecular function: RNA binding.